AUGAAGGGAGAAGAUGUGCUGGUGACCGUUCAGCAGGGAACACUACGAGGAACCACAGCCACGAGCGUCUACAACACCUCUUACACGGCCUUUUUGGGUAUCCCGUAUGCCGUGCCGCCAACCGGGAAGCUGCGUUUCCUGGCUCCUCAGCCGGCAGGAAACUGGGAAGGAGUACGCAACGCCACCCAGUACGGCAGCGACUGCGUCCAACAGGACGGCAGCGGCUCCGAGGACUGCCUCUACCUCAACGUGUACGUGCCGGGCGUUCCACAGAAGGGCGGCAAGCUACCUGUGAUGUUCUACAUUUACGGUGGCGCAUUCAGAACUGGUAGUGGUUCCGACCAGGAAUACGGCCCCGAUUUCCUCGUGUCCUACAGUGUCAUACUCGUCACGGUUAAUUACCGGCUGGGGCAGCUAUGUUUUCUGAGCACGGGAGACGCUGUCGCCCCUGGCAACGCGGGCCUCAAGGACCAGAGGCUGGCGUUGACCUGGGUACAGAGAAACAUUGCGCGCUUUGGCGGCGACCCGCAGCGAGUCACCGUAUUCGGACAUAGCGCCGGUGCGCUGUCUUCCUGUUACCACUUCAUCUCGCCACAGUCCUCAGGUGAGCAAAACUUCUGA
Molecule: messenger RNA, 621 nt
Organism: Schistocerca gregaria
Lineage: Eukaryota; Metazoa; Arthropoda; Insecta; Orthoptera; Acrididae
Product: cholinesterase-like
Exons: 4
Coding region: 1-621 (206 amino acids)
Source: RefSeq, a predicted model, not a curated record